Rhinichthys klamathensis goyatoka is the source of this 1252-nucleotide messenger RNA. RefSeq names its product stromal membrane-associated protein 1-like. Lineage: Eukaryota; Metazoa; Chordata; Actinopteri; Cypriniformes; Leuciscidae. The record is from RefSeq and is a predicted model, not a curated record. The transcript is spliced from 5 exons. The annotation marks the transcript as partial. Gene Ontology annotation, biological process: regulation of clathrin-dependent endocytosis. Gene Ontology annotation, molecular function: GTPase activator activity.
AACAACAUUCGAAUCAGAACAACAACUGGUGGCCUGCGUUCGGAAUUGUAAUCCAAAAAAGCUUCUCAAUAACACUUUCUCUCUUAUCUCUUUUUUUUCCAUCCCAGAAAAGAGAGGACAACCAGACAGAUUCCAGACUCAGUCCUAAGAAGAGUGCAGAGCCCGCCAUCGACCUGUUAGGCCUUGAUGCACCCACAGCUAGCUCUGUCAGCAGUGGGGCAGGAACAGGCAGUGCAGUUCCAAUCAGUGAUGACUUGGACAUCUUUGGACCAAUGGUAUCCAACCCUCUGCCCUCAAACACCAACACAAACCAGGUCAGUUCCAGUAAGGCAGCUGGGAGUGUUCAAGCCAGCUCUGCCGGAGGGGCUGUGGCAGGUGCUACGGCCACUGGAAGUUCUGCUCCAGCACAGGGAGAUCUGGACCUGUUCAGCGAAACCAGCGGGAGCAGCAAAGCAGAGGAAUCGGCCAAGAAACCUCUCUCCAAGGACUCCAUUCUCUCCCUGUAUGGCUCCAGCACCGUCCCACAACAGCCUGCACAAGCGACUGCGAUGUUCAUGGGCCCGUCUCAGAUGCAGUUCCCUGCGCAGCCACAGGGGAACUUCCAGGCUUUCCCCGGGAUGGGAGGAGCCAUGCCGCCCACUACCAUGAUGGGGGCUGUCAUGGGCCAGGGUGGCGCGAUGAUGGGCCAGAAUACGGGCAUGAUGGUUGGCAUGACAAUGCCUAACGGUUUCAUGGGCAACGCACAGCCGGGGGUGAUGGGCUUGGCUCCAGGCAUGAUGGGACCUCAGGGCAUGGUGGCCCCUCAAAACAUGUAUGCCAUGCAGCCAGGUCAGCAAGGACAGUGGAAUGUGGCACAGAUUAACCAACAGAUGUCUGGAAUGAACCUGAAUGGUUCCGGUGCUCCAAUGCCAUUUGGGCCACCUGGUGCCCCUAUGGGCGGCUGGGUGGCACCCCCAUCUGGUCAGACCCUCAGCACCCAGCUCUGGAAGUAAAUGAAUGAGGGACGAUGGAGGACAAGGGGCACCGCAUCCCUCCAUCUCUCCUGUCCUCCUCCACCACUCGCACCCAGAGUUUUAUUCAUGUACUGUCAUUUUUUUCCCCCUUUCUCUUUCCAACUAUUACUACUCUGGAGAGCAUUGAUUCAACCUCCCCUCAGUGUAUUGAUCAAGUGAGCGAGAGUAUGGCGUGUAAGAGACUGGCAGCUUUGACCGUCUUAUUUGCAAUUUUUUUUCUUCUAUAUAUAUAUAUAUAU